UUUUAAGAUGUAGGAGAAAAAUCUGUAAUUGAGGAUGAAGAUCGUUUUUCUCGGGACAGCGUCCUGUUUCCCAACCCCAAGCAGGUUUGGUUGUUUGAUUGCGGGGAAGGAAGUCAAAUUCAACUUCAGAAAAGUUCAAUAAAACCCGGUAAAAUUAGUAAAAUAUUCAUCACUCAUCUGCAUGGGGAUCAUCUGUACGGUUUACCAGGACUGCUGUGUACUCUGGGUAACGGCCUUGAUCCUGUUAAUGGCCAUAAAACCGUUAUUGAACUAUAUGGGCCUGUUGGAAUCAGGAAGUUUGUAGCAACAACUUUGGGCUUAUCAAGAUCUCCGCUAGUUUUCAGUCUUUCCGUGAUAGAACUGGUCCCACUGGACUCCCAGUACCCUCCGGACUGGGCGAACUGGAACGUUUCCCAUCACAUUACGGAAGAUGAAAAGCUUCCAAUGGAAUCUAGUUACAGAGCAGUUAAAUAUUGUGCUCAAGCUAAAGGUUGGUCACUUCUCUCAACACAAGAAUUUAAAGUUUCUGCUGCUGCCUUAGAGCACAGAAUUCCUAGUUUUGGAUUCCAUAUUCGAGAACAGGAUUCACCCGGUCAACUUGAUGUUAACAAAUUACAGGAAGUUGGUCUGAAACCUGGACCUGACUAUGGUAAACUUAAAGCCGGGAAACCUGUGGAAUUUGAAGGAGUUUUAUUGAAACCAGAGGAUUUCCUAGGGUCACCAGUUGUGGGCAGAGAGAUCGUUAUAUUCGGAGACACCUGUAAUAGUGACCAAAUACUAGGUUUGACCAAUUCUCCAGAUAUAUUUAUCCACGAAGCAACUAUGGAGAAUAAGUUCAAGGAGAAAUGUGUAGAAGUUGGACACUCAACCCCUGACAUGGCCGCCGAUAUUGCUCUAAGAGCAAGAGCAAAUCUACUUGUUCUUUUCCAUCUUAGUCCUAGAUAUAAAGAUAUUGGAGAUAUUCUUAAAAAGGACGACUACUCAGCGGAGACCCUGCUUCUCGAGGCCCAGGAAUACCUCAAGUCCAACAACUCUAGAAUGGAGGUCAUGGUGGCCGAGGACCUCAUGGAGGUUAUUGUGCCUCGAAAAAAAUCCUGAUGUUUUAGAUUCUUGGAGUUCAGCCAGUUUCUUCGACCCACAUUUUAAAUAGAAUCUUGCCUGAUUCACGACGAUGUUAUUUCAAAAUUAGAAUAAUACUUCAUUUCUCACCGCACUUUUAAUCUUAAAUCUAGUUUUAAUUUAAGCGACACGAUGAAUAUGCUUACAUGGAUUUUUGCACCAACUCUCUUAACUGAAAUAAUCAUCACUUUUAGAUGCUUUAUCCAUACCAUGAAUUCUUUUUCGGACAUGGAAAAAAAUAUUGAUAAAAAAAUUUCACGGAUUAAAUAAAUUAAGCGAAAAAAAAUAUUUGGAAAGCAUUUUUCGAAUUGUGGCGAGCCAUAGACCUUUCCUGGGGUCAUGUUCGGCCCAAUUGUUUCCUUCGUUAUGACGUUUAUUGGAUACAAAUCAUUUAUUUAGAUAUCUUCUCAUAGACUCAUAUAGAUCGAUUAACACUGAGAUUGUUACUAUGUGAUAAAAUGUGAUAUUGUUUUCUUUAAG
Messenger RNA from Eurytemora carolleeae, 1599 nucleotides. Its product is annotated as zinc phosphodiesterase ELAC protein 1. Lineage: Eukaryota; Metazoa; Arthropoda; Copepoda; Calanoida; Temoridae. Gene Ontology annotation, cellular component: nucleus. Gene Ontology annotation, molecular function: 3'-tRNA processing endoribonuclease activity. The transcript is spliced from 14 exons. Bases 445 to 1098 code for a protein of 217 amino acids. The record is from RefSeq and is a predicted model, not a curated record.